This is a messenger RNA of Nipponia nippon (crested ibis), 648 nucleotides long. NCBI's taxonomy places the organism in Eukaryota, Metazoa, Chordata, Aves, Pelecaniformes, Threskiornithidae. The record is from RefSeq and is a predicted model, not a curated record.
AUGCCCAUGUUUGAUUUCUCUGAUGGGAACAAAGUUACAUUCAGUGUUCUACGUGAUGGUCAUACGUUGAAGUCUGGCAGUGUUUCGUCUUUGCAAGUUUGCAUGGAAAGAGUCCUGCCUGACACAGCAGUAACAAAACGGCCUAAUAUCUUCAGCUGCGCUUUCCUGAACAAAUGUCACGUCACGUUUUCCUCUCUGAAGCAGGCCAGUACAGUAUACAGAAAGCAUGAGCCCAUCUUUUUCCAGUCCCUUGGCAAUCCCUUUAUUUUUAGGUGCAUAGAUGGCGUCCUUAUUGAUGGGAACGAUAAAGGACUAUCAAGAUCAGUGUACAGGUCUUGCAGCAGGAGAGAUCAACUUGGCCCAUUUCAAAUGAGCGAUGAGAGCUGGCUCACAGCUGCCCCGCAAAACCCACUAGCGGUGGGACAGUAUGUCAACAACUGCUCACAUGAAAAAGCAGCCAACGUGUGUUAUCAGGAGUUUGAUGUGCCGGGAUAUUUUCCAGUAGAACUGAAACAGUAUCUUCCAAACAUCGUCUACAGCCAUGACAUAGAGAGCCACCCGAGGUGUGUAGUGCUUGUCACUCUCAGAGACAUCAAGCAAGGAGAAGAACUUUUUUCUAAUUACUACACCAUUGUCAGCUGAAUUAAU